Messenger RNA from Branchiostoma floridae (Florida lancelet), 914 nucleotides. RefSeq names its product 14-3-3 protein zeta-like. Gene Ontology annotation, biological process: signal transduction. The record is from RefSeq and is a predicted model, not a curated record. Bases 188 to 826 code for a protein of 212 amino acids. The transcript has 3 exons. NCBI's taxonomy places the organism in Eukaryota, Metazoa, Chordata, Leptocardii, Amphioxiformes, Branchiostomatidae. Gene Ontology annotation, cellular component: cytoplasm.
UGUUGUGAAAUGUCCCCCUAUCCACCCAAUAUGGUGGACUUCCCAUAAAACUGGAAACUGGUUGAACUCGUCCUCGAUAAUUGCAUUCAAAUCGGAGACCUCUACUUACCUGCCCAGUGACCUAGUUGUGUUCAAUCCAGGCAAGCAACAAAAGUUGUGUAUUGCUGACAACACUGAAGAUUGGACAAUGUCUGACAAGGAAUCUUUGAUACAGAAGGCCAAGCUGUUGGAACAAGCAGAGCGGUGGCAGGACAUGGCGCUGUGCAUGAAGCAGGUGGUGGAGAUGGGCGGGGAUCCGCUAACUACAGAGGAGAGGAACCUGCUGUCCGUGGGCUACAAGAACAUGGUGGACUCCCGGAGGCUCGCCUUGCUGAACAUCGCGUCCGCAGAGCGGAAGGCGACAGACGACUCAGAAACCCUCCAGGCGGCGAAGUGGUCACGGGAGAAGGCGCACGUGGUGACUGAGUUGAAAGGGAUAUGCGGCGAGGUCUUGGUGCUGCUGGACAAGUUCCUCAUCAAACGAGUCGACACGUCGGUGGUGGAUGUGGCGGAUGCGGUGUCAUUGGAGAGCGAAGUCUUCUACCGGAAGAUGGCGGGUGACUACUUCCGGUACCUGGCUGAAAUCAGCGAGGGCGAAGAAAAAGAAGACAUGGUGAUGGGUGCUCGGGAGUCCUACAAGAAAGCGCACGAGAAGGCUGCCAAUCUGAAAACAACACACCCCAUUCGAAUUGGACUGGCGCUUAUUCUAAACUACUCACUGUUCCACUACGACGUUAGGAAUGACCCUCAAGAAGCGAGCCGGCUAUUUUGCUAUUUACAGCUGUAACGUUGCCAUUUUAUACUCUCCAAGCAGAGGUUAGGCUCCGGCUGUUUUUUUAACGUUUUUAUAGUUGUUUUUUGCCGGGCUUUCUAUU